This is a messenger RNA of Peronospora farinosa, 1497 nucleotides long. NCBI's taxonomy places the organism in Eukaryota, Oomycota, Peronosporomycetes, Peronosporales, Peronosporaceae. The record is from the annotation of a GenBank genome assembly.
AUGAAGGGGAUGCUACAGACAGUCAAACGAAAGCUUAGUACCAACGGAGAGCACAUGCCUAUUGGCAUAAACUCUCCGGAUCGUAUGGAAGUCGAUGGAGGAGGUACAAAAAGUACAAAUAACGGUGGAAACUCGCCAACAGGCGACGUUGCACGGUCGGACGUUUCUUUACCAAAACGUGAACGUCGUCGCUCCUUUAUGGCGAGGAAUCAAAAGAUUCAAGCAUUAAAGGACUUGCCACAUUUAAAAGACACGUCGUUGCAACGACGAGAAGCACUUUUUCAACAAAAACUCGAACUUUGUUCGGUUAUUUUCAAUUUUGACGACCCAACGUCGGAUAAACGAGGAAAAGAUUUGAAACGGCAGACACUUUUGGAACUGGUAGAUUAUGUUAAUAAUCCUGGUGGUCAAAAGAUCUUUACGGAAUCACUCAUGCCGGAUAUUAUGGCCAUGGUGUCCGUGAAUAUCUGUCGUGCACUACCUCCACAGACUGAAGACUUUGAUCCUGAAGAAGAUGAACCGGUGCUUGAAGUUUCAUGGCCACAUCUUCAAGUGGUGUAUGAAUUUUUCUUGCGCUUUAUCGUGUCGGGUGAAGUCAAUGCAAAGGUUGCAAAAAAGUACGUCGAUCAGAAGUUUUGUCUUUCGAUCAUUGACUUGUUCGAUAGUGAAGACCCGCGUGAACGGGAUUACCUCAAGACCAUUCUCCAUCGUAUCUACGGCAAAUUUAUGUCGCAUCGAUCAUUCAUUCGCAAAGCCAUCAGCAAUGUCUUUUACCGAUUUGUGUACGAGACAGAGCGACACAAUGGCGUGGGUGAGCUUUUAGAGAUUCUUGGCAGUAUCAUUAAUGGUUUUGCCAUGCCUCUGAAGGCGGAACACUUGCAGUUUUUGGUACGCGCACUCGUGCCGCUGCAUAAACCAAAGUGUGUAUCAAUGUACCACCAGCAGCUUUCCUAUUGCAUCACGCAGUAUGUAGAAAAGGAUCCUGAUACGGCAGUGCCAAUCAUUCAGGGCAUUGUCAAGUUUUGGCCGUGGUCGUGCUCAUCGAAACAAGUGAUCUUCCUGAACGAGCUGGAGGAGAUUCUGGAGCUUAUGGGCAGCGAACAGCUGCAGCAGGUGCAUAAGCCACUUUUCAACGGUUUGGCCAAGUGGCUCGGCAGCCAACACUUUCAAGUGUCGGAGAGGUCGCUGUUUCUAUGGAAUAAUGAACACCUUGUCAACAACGGUUGCUUGAGUAAGCAGCACGCGCAUUUGAUUCUGCCAGUCAUUUACGGCCCUCUUCAUAGAAACUCGCUGGGACACUGGAAUACUACAGUUGAAGGACUCGCUCAGAACGUAUUGAAGCUCUACAUGGACUAUGACAUGGCUCUAUAUGACCAGUGCGCAAAGGAAUACUCACUGAAAGAACAAGCCAUGGCUGAUAUCAAAGGCAAAGAGCAGGAGAAAUGGCGAGAAAUAGAGUCGAUGGCAGCAGCGAAGGCUCCAUCGUCAACGGCCUAG